Molecule: messenger RNA, 1149 nt
Organism: Polychytrium aggregatum
Lineage: Eukaryota; Fungi; Chytridiomycota; Chytridiomycetes; Polychytriales
Exons: 6
Coding region: 112-903 (263 amino acids)
Source: RefSeq, a predicted model, not a curated record
GAACGCGACCUGUGCUUCUCGAACCAGCAGCACUCUGAGUGGGUGGAAACGACUCUGACUUGACACUAUACUAUUUGCAAGAAACAACAAAUCGAGGAGCUUGCGGCGGAAAUGGACUCACUCAGGACCGAGCGCAUCCACGCCAUGGAGGAGCUAGAAAACAGCAACAGCGAACUCAGGCAUCAAAUCGAGCUGCUCCACAAGGAUCUUGCGGCCGGCAAAGCAAAGGAAAAGGCCCUCAAACAAGCCAUCAUGAAGUUUCGAAAUGCCAUGCCACAAGCCCCCGAAGUUCACAAAGCCGUCGCAAGGAGCAGAGAGUCCAGGUCCUCGCAUGAAGCGGAUGGUCCCGAUCCGCUGAAAUCCAAGAUGAUGACCCUUGAGACCAAGAUCGGCAGGAUGGCCAGGGCGGCCGAAGAACACCACCGGCAGCAAACUGAGCACGAGAUGGAGCUCAAGGUGAAGAGCUGCGAAAUCGCGAAAAAGGCACAGGAUAUCGCUAGACUCCAAGACGAAGUCAAAAAGUCCAAGAAACUGACCGCCGAUCUGGAGGCGCGCCUCAAGAAGGCAGAGGAUUCCCAGCGACUCCUCCAGAGCGAGUUAAAUGUGGCGAAAUCCAACGGGGCGUUGUCACUGGCGAGCACAGCCAACAUAGCCGCCAACAAUGAUACAACACCAGCCGUGAGUCAGAUGUCUAUAUAUCAAGGUAGCCGUCGAUCGAACAGCGGUUUGGAUGAUACACUGGGAUCUGGGCAGCAUGCCACUCAUCUCCCAGCGCUGUGGCUCGCAUCACACAAAUGCCUCCCAUCCCAGAUCGCGGCGAGCCAGAGAAAAAGCUCAAGCGCCAAGUUGAGUCGCUCAAGGCCAAGUUGGCCAGCAAGGUAUUGUCAGAGGCAAUGCCAUUGAUUGAUCGAGUGUCCGACAACGGCUGACCCAGAUGGUCAUGCAGGAGAACGAGGCCAAGGAUCUUGUCGGUCAAGUCGGCCAGCUGAAGGACGGCCUCACAAGAGUAGAGCGGGAGCAUGCCAAACUGCUCCAGAAGUUGCAAAACUCAACCAGCGGGAAGGCUCACAGCGCCACGAAGGAGGCUCAGGGACGGGACAAGAAUCGGGAUCCCUUGCAGAGUCUUGCAGAGGAGGAGUACGAGUACAC